AUGUUCUAUGUGGAUCUUGCAACCUACUUAUAUAUAUAUUUAUCUAAAUUGUCCAAUAUAAAACUUAAAACGAACAAGCAUGGAGGUGAUAAGUGGCAAUUCUGCAAUAUUUUCAUUCAGUGGUUUCACAUACAAGGCAAAUUUGUAUGCGGACCUGACAUUUGUUUUUCUGUAAAAUGUCACCCAGCAAUUUGUAAAGAAAACGAGGAAGAAACACAAGGCGGCUGGUGCAAUUGUUGUGACGUCUGCACAACUAUUCUGCGAAAGGGAGAGAAAUGUUACCAACUUCUAUAUCUGGGUGGACCUCCAAGAACAGUUGUCUGUGCUGAAGGUUUGGAGUGCAUUAUGGGCGUGUGUGCUGAUCCAAACACAACAAACUAAACAAUUUUUACCCAAUGACGUUGUUAAAUAAACUAUAUUUACAAUGAA
Molecule: messenger RNA, 429 nt
Organism: Aethina tumida (small hive beetle)
Lineage: Eukaryota; Metazoa; Arthropoda; Insecta; Coleoptera; Nitidulidae
Product: fungal protease inhibitor-1
Exons: 5
Coding region: 1-381 (126 amino acids)
Biological process (GO): negative regulation of peptidase activity
Molecular function (GO): peptidase inhibitor activity
Source: RefSeq, a predicted model, not a curated record